AUGUAUCGGAAGUUGUCUAAGUUAGAACACUCGGAAAUAAAACAACUUCUUACAGAAGCUAAUAUAGAUGUUGCAAAGCAUUACGCAACAAACAAAAAGGCACUCGCUGACAUCCUCAAUGACUAUAAUGAUGCAAUAAGUUAUGAUAGAAUUCAUGAGUUCAUAAAGCCGCAACGCAGCAAGGACAAAGUCCAUGCAAUAGCAUUUCCUUUAAAUGACGUUGCUAUUGACUUAUAUCAUAGACGUUCAGUACCUCAUGAAGUAAGAAGAGAAAUGUUUGACAUAACAAAUGCAAACGUUGGUGAAACAAGAAGAAGAGACGACACACUGAAACAACAGAGAAGAGAGAUGUUUAAGAGCGCUAUAGAACAAGUUCGCAAAGCUAACGAUGUCAUUCGUUCCAUUGACGACAAACCAAAAGAAGGUGAGAGAUGGUGA
Molecule: messenger RNA, 438 nt
Organism: Trichomonas vaginalis G3
Lineage: Eukaryota; Parabasalia; Trichomonadida; Trichomonadidae
Product: organellar and viral DNA polymerase type B
Exons: 1
Coding region: 1-438 (145 amino acids)
Source: RefSeq, a predicted model, not a curated record